Messenger RNA from Prorocentrum cordatum, 2441 nucleotides. The record is from the annotation of a GenBank genome assembly. Lineage: Eukaryota; Dinophyceae; Prorocentrales; Prorocentraceae.
CCCAGUCAGACCCCGAGAGGUCCCAAAGAUGCCCGCCGAGGCCCCCGCAGCCAUAUUCUGGCUCGAGCCUUUUCUGGCGCAAGGCCCGUUUUUCCGCUAGACCCACCAGCUUGCGCGGCCGAGCCUUCGCCCGCGUGGCCGCACGCGGCCUUGCCCCCUGGUGCGCGCAUGCCUAAGGCGGCGACGAAGACGAGCACGGCGGCGAGGGUGACUGUCUUGACCAGCCUCCCGAUUUCCCUCGCGUGGCGCUCCGCUGGCUUCCGCUGGGCGCAAGACGGCAUGCCGGCCGAGUUCUCCCGCAUCGCGCCGCUGCUGCUCGGCUCGCUGCUGCUCUGCGCUGUGCUUCUCGUCCUUCUCCUCGCGGUGCACGGCCGCGCGGAGGCCUUCAAGUUAUGUAACAAGAGGUAUGCCAGCGCCACUCUUCCCGGAGUCUUUUCCGCGUUGACCUUCGUACUAGAAAAUUUCGCGCUCGCGAACGGCCUCAGCGCGACCUUGGUGGUUCUGCUCAACAAGUGCGCGAUUCUGCCGGGCGUCCUCGGGGAGAUCUGGUUGACGCGGACCACGCCGUACCGCACGCAGCUCCUCACCAUGGCGGCGUUGCUCUUGUGCAUCAUCGUCUACUCUCUCGGUGACGAGGGCGAAAUUAACAUGCCGCUCGUCGGAUUGCUCUUGGGCCUUGGUGCAGCCCUCUCAGAUGGAGUCGGCGACAUCGCCUUUGAGGCCACGGCGAAGUCCUGCCUCGACGACGUGGAGGAGGAUUCGGGUGCCGAGACGCUCAGGUGCUUCCUCGUGAACGAGUUGUACAAGUCCAUAUUCAACAUCAUACUGAUGCUCGUGUUCGAGCACAAGUACCUGUCGCGAGGUCUUUUCCAUGGCUGGGGCCUCCCCAUGCUCGUCGGCGGUGUCAUGCCGCUCCCCGUGAUGGUCGCGCUUUAUAACACGGCCAUCUUAACGGCCGGCAACUUGAAGACCAGGAUCGCUGCGUCCGCCGAUAUCGGCAUCGCCUAUGUGAUGGAUGCGAUUAUAUUCGGUGACAUUGUCAGGAUCUCCCAGUGCCUGUUGAUCCUCGCCAUCAUCGCCCUGAUCGGCGUCUACACCCAGUUCGCCGUUGACGUGCAGAAGGCCGCCGCAGACGCCCUCAUCAGGUCGGAGAAGCCAGACGCAGAUGUUGCGUAUUGGGUGUGAGAAGUUUUCGCGGUCCCUCAUCGGGGGAUUUUUUCCGUCUCGGACAAUGCUGGCGACCGCAGUAGUAGCAGUAGUCGCAGCUCUUGGCGGUUACUUCGGAGGAGCAAAGGGUCAUGAUAAUGUUAUGUUCCAAGAUUUCGAGGAUGUCUAAUGUUUCUGGAUGUUCCUUGGGGACUUCAGAAUCAAGGGCCGCUAGGUUCGCUGGAAAUCCUGGAACGCAUCCUGAACCAACCCUAUCAUGACAGCAUCCUCCUCGUAGUAUUGGACCACCACCGCGGCUAGGGUUAUCGGACUACCACCGCGGCCAGCCUUGACGCCAUUGUUACUACGAUUGCAGUCAGCACUAUUACUACACAAGUGCAAGUAUCGGGCCGCAGCGAUACCGACCGUGGCCGAGUCUUUACUUUUUUGGAUGACGCUUCGAAGGCGGUGUUGUCGCUCGUCUUGAAGCUGCGGCCAACCCUGCUAAUCCUGUCGUGGAAACGCUUGAUGACGAGCUUGGUUCCUAUUGCACACGUAUUUUCCGACGAUAUCCGUAGGGUGGUUUGUCUCUUACGUGGAAGGUUCCCGAUCCGCGUGCGCGUUGUUUUUCUUGCCCUCCUGGUGCGAGUUCCGUUCUGGCGGUCAACUUGCAAAUGCCAGGGAUGGUGCAGACAUCGCUUGCGGUUCCUGUUGCUUCGGUCUAGUUUCAGAGAGCCCUUGCUGAGCUGGCUUGAGCUCGCCUGCGCUGUCUGGGAUCUGUGCCAAGCCUUUUGGGUUGCCAACUUCGCAAAGUAUAAGUUAUACGUUCCCAUCUCCUGACAGUUAUAACUCCGACCGCGCCGACUCUUCACCUUCACCUCCCUCCUCUUCUUCCUUACCAAACAAAUAUAUUGCCCCCGUCUCCACCCCUCACAGUGUCUGUCAUAGCGCGCUUCUCGCUUUUUGUUACAGGCGCAGAGGUCGCCCAGCGACCGUCAUUGAGCCUCUGGGCUGUUUUGAGAGACGCUGUAUAGCCUAUUUUCUGACUGUCAGUUGGCUUUCGGUUGCUUCCCUCAAGUGCACGCCCAGCGUGUUGCAUGGCUGCAGCAGACAUGCGUGCAUGUAGCGGUCGCUCUCGUGAGCCGAGGCGUUAGCGGCAGCAGGGUGCCGUUCUUUUGCCAUUUUCCGCCGCUACAGACGCACGUGGGUGUUGCAAUGUAUGGUUUGCUAGACUCAGGCUGAGGCCAUCUAGGCCGUUCGAGAACUGUUCAGACGUUGUUCGCAAGGCAAGCCAA